Molecule: messenger RNA, 1959 nt
Organism: Penicillium canescens
Lineage: Eukaryota; Fungi; Ascomycota; Eurotiomycetes; Eurotiales; Aspergillaceae
Product: ankyrin repeat domain-containing protein
Exons: 1
Coding region: 1-1959 (652 amino acids)
Cellular component (GO): nucleus; cytoplasm
Molecular function (GO): protein binding
Source: RefSeq, a predicted model, not a curated record
AUGCGUGCAAGGGAUUUCGCGUUAGAAAAUUACGGAGAAGCCAUCAUCGCUGCUGCGAAUCACGGAUAUGCCCAUCUUGUCCAGAAGUUCCUAGAAAGGGAACACAAAGCCAAUCCACCGGGACCCUCCCAUAACUGGAACAAGCAUCCAAACCUAGCACACGCUUUUUCAAAGGCAUUGGAAAUUGCAAUUCACCGGCGCUACAAAACAGUAAUCAAGUCGCUCAUAGGAUUCAAGCCCGACGAUGACUUUUACCGCCAGCUCGUGUACACUGCUAGACCCUUGGAUCUAGCGGUAGGCUGGCGCUGCCAUGACCCAUCAAUUGUCAGGCUCUUACUCGACCUUGGUGUAAGACCGACGGAUGGCAGUCACCUAUCAACCUCCUCCCCUCUCACCCAGGCUGUCACUGCCGUGCGCCCCUCAAGCCGGAAUCUCGAGAUCUUACGGCUAUUGAUCAGUGGCGGUGCGGAGCUUAACCCUGCGCACGUAGUGACUCGCAUCCACCCACUCUUAGAGGCUGUGCGCUGUGGCAAUUUUCCAGCCGCGGCGCUUCUCCAGGAGAGCGGAUCCGACCCGUCCGAACUGGAUAUAGAACAUGUUCUAGAAGUAUUCUCCGAGCCAACGCAGCAAUGCCGCGAACAAGAGAAGUGGAUAUUGGGAUGGAUUGACGUCGAUAGGACCAUUGCAUCUAAUUGGCGAAACCGUUGGGCCCUUUUCCAUGGGGCUAUAGCAAGAGGUAACAUAGCCCUCAUGAAGAAGAUAAUCAAGCGAUAUGGUGUUCUCGGUGGUUACUCAAGGGGUCCUGAUGAGUAUUCACCCGACUGGUUCGAACAUUAUCUUCCUCAUCCUCUAGAUGUGGCUGCCCGAUAUCACCAAGUCGAGGCGGCAAAGGUGUUGCUUCGGUACGGUGCGCAUCCUGACGGCAAUAACGGCCGUUCCGGCCUUCCCGAGCGCACUCCCCUCCUUGAGGCCAUAAGCGCAGGCUGUCACGAUAUUGUGGAACUUUUGCUCGAGCACGGUGAGUGCUCAACGUAUGUCGUGGAUCCGUUCGCUGGCUCCCCUUUUCAUGCAGCCAUACUCGAGGGACAACCCGAAUGCGCCCGAUUACUUCUCAACCACGGUCUAGGGCCUUCUUUUUGUUUGAGCGACCCACCGGAAGAUAUCCUUUCUUGGGCGGUGUCGGCAGGGGCAGAGACAUUCAACCUUCUGAUUGAGCAUGGACUUCAACUUCAGCCGGAACGUAGAGACCAUCAAAGUGCAUUCCUUCAGGCUGCCAAGCCUUCUUGGCCGAGGAUCAUCGAGCCAGGAUGCUUUAACGCCUUUGUCAAAGCUGGAUUCGACGUCAAUAUACGGUACCCGGGCGCCCCACGCGUUGGAUGUCCUCUCCUAGCACACGCAGUUCUCCAGGUUGCACACAACUACCUUGGUUGUCAGGGAAAGCUUUCUAGUACGGUCUUCAGGCGGAGAACAAAAGAACGCGUUGAGAUGCUCCUUCAAGGGGGUGCAAAUAUCGAGGCUCGUGAUUUCGAGACUGACAGGACGCCCUUGCUUUGGAUAGCGUCCGAACCUAGACUACUCCGACGUGAAUGGGCGAUUGAGCUCCUAUUAGAGAAAGGGGCCGACGCUCUCUUUGUGAACCAGCAUGGGUUAUCGCCUCUUAGAGAAGUUGUAUGUGGGGGUGAUCCCCAUUCUACAAGGGCGAUACUGGAAGCCUUCCAUCAAAGGAUAUCCGUUGGAUAUGAAACCAUUAAAUCCCAAAUCACGGCAGAACUACUAACGAAGAGUCGAACGGAGAUUGAAUCUAGCUGGCCUGAGUCUCUCAUCAAGCAGGCCCAGGUUGUGGUAGACGAUCUCAAAAACAUCGAUACUCAAGUCAGAGAUGCCGCAGCACUAGCAACGAAAGAGAGUGUAAAGAAAGUGAUCUCGGAUUGGUACUGGCCCCGUGUAUACUGUAAUUGA